Molecule: messenger RNA, 1650 nt
Organism: Angiostrongylus costaricensis
Lineage: Eukaryota; Metazoa; Nematoda; Chromadorea; Rhabditida; Metastrongylidae
Source: the annotation of a GenBank genome assembly
AUGGUACUUUCCAUUGGGAGGCUUCCACGCCCAUCACUGAUUGUGGCGCUUUCGGAUUUGCGAGUUAUCAUGGAUGGUCUUGACCGUCAUGACAAGCUUGGACAGCCGCCCACCCACCCACCUUGUUGCAUUCUAGUCCUGCUGCAUGAAUCCUUACUUCCCAGGAGUGCUCCCGAACCUUUAUCGGAGACACAGGCGGGUGGUUGUAACCAAGAUCUUCAAGUCGAUCAAACGCUUACCGUUGUUUCUUCCAUCGUUCAUAGUGAUGGUGUCCUAAUGCGCAAGGGCAGCUUUUGCCAAAGAAAUCAGCGCCCCCACCGUCAUGAUUUGAAUACACCCACUUGGAGUGACGAGUUGGAUGGCAACGUUCGAGAGUUAGGAGACAAUCAGAUGUUUGGAAACAUAUCUCCCAUAUUCCAUAAUGAUAGCCCCAUGUUCGCGCGAGACAACAUUUACGAGGGAAGCGUUCCCUCCUUCCCUCACGAUUUGUCGAUCGCCAGUUGGAGCGACGAGUCAGAUGGCAACACCCAAGACAUUGAAGGCGACCAGAGGUUUAGCAGCACAUUUGUCACCGGCCCUAAUGAUAGUGUCGGAAUCAACAGGCGGAGCGACUACGCCAUAGACAGUUUCCAUGAAGAGGAGGAAGCUUGGGUUUACGCUGGAGGAGCUAUCGGUACAAUGCUGCGAGUCCAACGGCGAUUAGUUGGCAUUUGUUCCGUAGAAGAGAAUAGUUCGCAAGGAAGCGAAUAUUUUGGUCCAGUCCCACCUUCCCCAUCUCUAAAUGUUUCGGAUGAUGGUAACAGUGGUUCGGGAAAAGAUGUUGGCCCUCUGCCUUUAUCUGCUGAAAGAGACUCACUUUGUCAGAACAAGAAAAAAUGUACCGAGUUGAUGCUUAAAAUGUCGAGGAAAGUGAUUAGCAAUCGUAUGGAUGAUGGUUGCUUUAGGCGUGUAAAUACCUCUGUAGCAGAAAUCGAAGAGUUAUGGGAAGAAAGGCCUCAAGCCAAAAAAUCUCAUAUGGAGGAGAAUAGUUCGCAAGGAAGCGAAUAUUUUGGUCCAGCCCCACCUUCCCCAUCUCUAAAUGUUUCGGAUGAUGGUAAUAGUGAUUCGAGAAGUGAUGUUGGCCCUUUGCCUUUAUCUACUGAAGGAGACUCACUUUGUCAAGUGAAGGCAACACGUGAGAGAAUGCUGAUAGAGAGUAAAGAAGCUAAGAACAAGCAAAAACGUGAGGAAUGGAUGCUUAAAGUGCCGAGGAAAUUGACCUACAGUGGAACGGAAUCGCGUAGGUUUAGGCGCGGGCGCGACAUUGCGGCAGAAUUCGAUAAAUCCUGGGAGGAAGGUCCUCAAGCGAAAUGUCAUACGGAGGAGAGUAUUGGUGCGGCUAAGUCUAUUGUUAACAGCACACGUGAUGACGAGCAGCAUGAAAUCUUGGAAAAAUUUAAUGUUGGACGUCAGCGAUCCACGGUAGAUGCUCACCAGAAAGCUAACAGAGCGAAAGUUAAGACUUCUGGUGAUUCGAAGAAGAGAGUCACAUUUGAUCGCGACAAGGACAUCGGUAAAAGCGAACAGAAAAAGGUGUCACCUAAUGAGAUGAAAAGUCGUUUUGGAAAUCUGGAUUCGCGUUUUACUACUGGAUCAGGACGUUUUCUCUGA